AUGAGUUUUGGGGGGUUUUAUGGUGGUGGUGGUGGUGGUGGGGAUUCAAGAAUGGUGGUUGCUGAUGGUUCUUUUAACAACAUGCCAUUGCAUAGGGCUCCCAUUUCUCAACCACAUCUCAUCACUUCAACUAUUCCCCAACCUAUCUACAACUCACAAUCUCUCUCCCUUGCCUUAAAGCCCAAGAUGGAAGGACUUGGAGAAAUUGGUUUGAUUGGGGAAAACUUUGAAGGAAAUCUUGGAAGGGUUAGGGGAGAUGGAUCUGAAAGCAGGUCUGGUGGAAGUGAUAAUUUAGAAGGUGCAUCUGGCGAUGAACAAGAUGUCCCAACUGGCCCUUCUUCCAGUUCUCGCAGGAGACAGAAAUAUCAUCGCCAUACUCCCUACCAAAUUCAAGAACUUGAAGCUUCUUUCAAAGAUAAUCCUCACCCUGAUGAGAAAGAAAGAUUGGCUCUUGGAAAGAAGCUGAAUUUGGAAAACAAGCAAGUCAAAUUUUGGUUUCAGAACAGAAGAACUCAAAUGAAGACCCAACUGGAGCGCCAUGAGAAUGCAAUUUUGAAACAAGAAAAUGAUAAGCUGCGGAUUGAGAAUAUAGCUAUGAAAGAAGCAAUACGAGCUCCGGUCUGCAAUAAUUGUGGCGGGCAGGCGAUUCUUGGAGACAUAUCUAUCGACGAACACCAUCUUAGGAUUGAGAAUGCCCGAUUGAGAGACGAGCUCAGCCGGAUAUCUAUUCUCGCCAAUAAGUUUUUGGGCAGGCCUUUAUCGUCGUUCAGUGGUUCAAUGCCUCACGGAAUGGCGAAUUCCAACUUGGAACUCGCUGUUGGAAGGAAUGGUUAUGGGGGUCUAAACCCAAUGGAUGUGGGAUUGCCCAUGGGACUUGACUAUAACAACGGGAUCUCCAAUGCUUUGCCGUUAAUGUCGCCUUCAAGAAUGGGGAUGGCGGCUGGUGGUGGCGGCGGCGGUGGUGGGGGUAUCGAUAUCCCAUAUGAAAAGAAUGUGUUUUUAGAGAUUGCUUUAGGUGCCAUGGAUGAACUGAUGAAACUUGGGCAGGCUAAUAGCCCACUCUGGAUUGGGAAUAUGGAAAGCGGGGGUGAAGUCCUCGAUUUAGAUGAGUAUGUGAGGACUUUUCCUCUUUGUCUCGGGAUGAAACCACACGGAUACGUAUCCGAGGCUUCGAGGGCUAGUGGCAUGGUGAUGAUCAACAGCUUGGCUCUUGUGGAGGCAUUGCUCGAUGCCAAUCGAUGGAAAGAUAUGUUUCUUGGUAUUAUCGGAAGUAGUAGUACAAUCGAAGUGAUUUCUGGUGGCACCGGCGAUUCAAGAAACGGGGUUGUUCAACUGAUGCAAGCCGAGAUUCAAUUGGUUUCGCCUUUAGUACCCGCUCGUCAAGUGCGGUUUCUUCGAUUCUGCAGGCAGCAAGCCGAGGGCGUAUGGGCGGUGGUCGAUUUAUCUGUUGAUGCUGGAAGGGAAGGAUUUAUUUCUAGGAGACUUCCUUCCGGCUGUAUCGUGCAUGAUAUGCCCAACGGCUACUCGAAGGUGAUGUGGAUUGAACAUACAGAAUAUGAUGAGAGCGUGGUUCACCAUCAGUAUCGUCCACUGCUUAGAUCAGGAUUGGGUUUCGGUGCUCAAAAAUGGAUUUCUACGCUUCAAAGGCAUUGCGAGUGUGUAGCAACCAUCAUGUCGUCUGAUGCUGCCAUCGAUGAUAGUCCAGUGCUAUCUACGGGUGGUCGAAGGAGUUUAACAAGCCUUGCACAGCGGAUGACGGCUAACUUUUGUGCCGGGGUUUGUGCAACUGGUGGUCACAAGUGGGAGGUGAUUGGUAAUGCUGCCGAAGCGGCUAAGAUUAUGAUCCGUAAGAGCUUGAAUAAUCCCGGAGAUCCUUCUGGAGCGGUUUUGAGUGCUACUAUGUCCGUUUGGAUGCCGAUGCCACAUCAAAGCUUGUUCGCUUUGAUGCUAAACGAAGAACUGAGGAGCCAAUGGGACGUCUUGUCCCAUGGCAGCGCAAUGCAAAACAUGAUUCGGUUCUCCAAAGGUCAAGAUCUCGGCAAUCCGAACACCAUCUCCCUUCUACGAGCCAAUACUACGGGUGCUAAUGCAAAUCAGAAUACGGUGCUGGUUCUUCAAGAAAGUACGACAGAUGUGACUGGAUCGCUCAUAGUAUAUGCAGCUGUGGAUGUACAGUCGAUCACUGUUGUGAUGAACGGUGGCGACUCAUCCUGUGUGGCUCUCCUGCCAUCGGGGUUUGCCAUAGUGCCCGACUGUGUGGCUGAAUCAGGUGCACCCGUUACCAAAGCCGGAUCCGAAGGUGGGUCCCUUCUGACGGUCGGUUUCCAGAUAUUGGUCAACGAUCUGCCAUCAUCCAAGCUCACAAUGGAGUCGAUCAACACCGUGAUCAAUCUCAUUUCUCGAACCAUUCAAGGGAUCAAAGAGGUGGUGCACUCUAAUCAACAAGGAAGGCAUGCAGCAGAUCAGUAGCUAGAUGGAUGGGAUCUAUCUAUGGUUGUUUCUGUUUUCGAUCUCGUGUUCUUUUUUCAUUGGAACUAGACCGAUGGUGUGGAUUUUGUUUUGUAGGGAAGAGGAGAGUGGGGUGGGGCUGGGUUCGAUCUCACGAACUGGGGUUUGAGUCAAGAACGAACCGCGGUGAGCAGUUGUGGUUCGGGUAUUGACUCAGUUGACCUGUGAGGUGAACUCAGCUUUCUUGCCUUCUCUUGUUAUUUGGUUUUUCGAUUUGUAUGCAUGGAGUUGGGAACUUCUUUCUCUUUGCAAUGC
Cynara cardunculus var. scolymus (artichoke) is the source of this 2763-nucleotide messenger RNA. Its product is annotated as homeobox-leucine zipper protein ANTHOCYANINLESS 2-like. The record is from RefSeq and is a predicted model, not a curated record. Bases 1 to 2469 code for a protein of 822 amino acids. NCBI's taxonomy places the organism in Eukaryota, Viridiplantae, Streptophyta, Magnoliopsida, Asterales, Asteraceae. Gene Ontology annotation, molecular function: lipid binding; DNA binding. The transcript has 9 exons.